Copidosoma floridanum is the source of this 7135-nucleotide messenger RNA. RefSeq names its product microtubule-associated serine/threonine (MAST) protein kinase dop (gene dop). Gene Ontology annotation, biological process: peptidyl-serine phosphorylation; intracellular signal transduction. Gene Ontology annotation, molecular function: protein serine/threonine kinase activity; protein binding; ATP binding. NCBI's taxonomy places the organism in Eukaryota, Metazoa, Arthropoda, Insecta, Hymenoptera, Encyrtidae. The record is from RefSeq and is a predicted model, not a curated record.
AUGCUGCUACUGGAUUCGAGCUCACCAGAAUGCUGGAUGGAAGUCCAGGAGGAAAAAGUUAGUCAGUGCUCGAAAAAUGCACGUUCAAGCUCCAUCACGUUUUGUGUCAAAAAAAGAACGAUUGGUCCCAUUUCUAGAGGCUUGCCUACUGAAAUUUCCACAGUGCCGUACCAAGCCCAACUUGUGAGAAAGACUGACGGUAAAUUGUUUUGUGGGGCAACAAUUAUCGACAGUUGCUGGCUGUUAACGGCAGCUCAUUGCUUACUUGAUGAUUUAAAAACAUUCAAUGUGAAGACCGGCUCGACGAUUACGGGCGAGGCUAAUUUGAGAAUUAUCGAAAAGACCAUCCAGCAUCCCGGUUACAAUAAUAUAACUUUAGCACACGACAUUGGUUUAAUAAAAGUCAGUCUUCACACUAUACGAGACAAAUUGAAGACGUGUCUUCGGUUCGACAAAACUCAAAAAGCUGUGGAGUUGUCAAAAAAUAAUCCAAGUUUUCCCGAUGUCGUAAAAAUAUCCGGAUACGGGCGAGUAGAAACCUACGACACGCAUCCGUCCAUGUACUUGAGAGAAGCGUACGUUCCGGUGGUAAACAAAACGGAGUGCCGGAGUCGCUACGACAAUCUCAGGGGCCGUACCGUCGACGAAAGCGUAUUCUGCGCCGGCAGGGGAUACAGUGACAGCUGCAUCGGGGAUUCGGGUGGACCCGCUGUGCUGAGGGGACGGCUCGCCGGAAUUAUAUCAGCGGGGGAAGAAUGCUCGGACCCUUUCUACCCCAGCCUGUACACCAGAAUCGAUGUGCACCUCGACUGGAUCAAAAAUUCACAAUGCUCAAGUCAGGAGCGAUUGCACCAGUUGCCCAAUAUCCCAACAAAGGAGGAGUUGCGCAUGCUAUCCUGUCACUUCUCGAAACCGGGGACACCUUGCUCCUCGGUACACCCGGGCUUCCCCAGUGUACCCAUAGCAGGUGCUGGUUUGGAGGACGAGGCAGGUAGGCGUUCACCCCUUCACAGGCCGAGAUCUCGAAGCCUCAGCUCUCCCAGUCGAUCUCCCAUACUUGAUUGUGAAAUUGUCAUGAUGAACACCAUGUACAAGGAACGCUUUCCAAAGGCCACUCAACAAAUGGAGGAGCGUUUGACGAACUUUAUUAAUGAAAACAAAGACAUUGAUGAGUACGAGCUCGUUAGUCAAAUGGCUCAAGACUCUCUGCCGAUAUUGCGCUUCGUCCACCAUCAAGUGAUCGAAAUGGCUCGUGACUGUUUACAAAAGUCUCAAGAAAAACUCAUUACUACGAGAUAUUUUUAUGAGAUGAGCGAGAAUCUAGAGCAUCUACUAGUAGAGACCAAAGACAAAUCACUUGAAGCCGCAACGCGUCUGACUGGUCUGAUAAAAAAGCUACUGUUGAUCAUAUCGCGGCCGGCACGACUACUCGAGUGUCUCGAAUUCGACCCGGAAGAAUUUUAUCACCUGCUCGAGCAAGCCGAAGGCCAAGCUAAAGUCACAAUUGGUAUAGAAAAAGACAUUCCGCAGUAUAUCAUUAAUAAACUGUCUCUGAAUCGUGAUCCCAUUUCUGAACUUCAAGAGGAAAUGAACAAACUUGAGGGCUCGGCAAACGCAAACGAUAGCAAUUUGCAACUAGCGUCAUCGAGUCCCAAUCAAAAGGAAGAGGAGAGGACCCAGCAACGGGUUCCUUGCGAGAGUGAUUACGAAAUACUAAAGCUUAUCAGUAAUGGAGCAUAUGGAGCUGUCUAUUUGGUCAAGGAAAAAUCGACAAGACAACGAUUUGCCAUGAAAAAGAUAAAUAAAAAUAAUUUGAUGUUGAGAAAUCAGGUGGAGCAAGUAUUUGCCGAACGCGACAUCAUGAGCUUUACUGACAAUCCAUUUGUAGUUUCCAUGUAUUGCAGCUUUGAAACAAAGAAACACCUAUGUUUGGUAAUGGAGUACGUUGAAGGCGGGGAUUGUGCUACUCUAUUGAAAAACAUCGGCCCUCUACCUCCAGAUAUGGCAAGAUUUUAUUUUGCUGAAACUGUUUUAGCCGUUGAAUACCUACACAGUUACGGGAUUGUUCAUCGUGAUUUGAAGCCCGACAACUUGUUAAUUACAGCUCUUGGUCACAUAAAACUUACGGACUUUGGUUUAAGCAAAAUGGGUCUCAUGUCUCUUGCCACAAAUUUAUACGAGGGUUACAUCGAAAAAGAUACCAGACAAUUUUCUGAUAAACAAGUUUUCGGUACACCCGAAUAUAUCGCUCCCGAGGUAAUUCUCCGUCAAGGCUAUGGGAAACCUGUUGACUGGUGGUCUAUGGGAAUCAUAUUGUACGAGUUCCUUAUUGGCUGCGUUCCAUUUUUUGGAGAAACACCGGAGGAGCUGUUUGCUCACACAGUCAAUGAUGAUAUCGAGUGGCCGGAAGAAGACGACUGGCCUGUACAACCGGAAGCUAAAGACAUCAUAACAGCUCUUUUACAACAAAGUCCUCGAGAACGUUUAGGAACGGGAGGCUCGCACGAAGUCAAAGAACACCCUUAUUUCUAUGGAGUCAAUUGGAACACCCUCUUAAGACAGAAAGCCGAGUUCGUUCCUCAGUUAGCAAAUGAAGAGGAUACUAGUUAUUUCGAUACGCGGAUGGAUCGUUAUAACCACGAUCUUGGUGAUGAAACGGACGAUACCGACGAUUCACCCCUAUUUGGUUCCUUUUCCUCGUAUUCGCCGCAGUCUCGCAAAAUUUCACAAACGCAGCUGCCAAAUUUGAACCAGUCAGAAACUGAGCCAGAUUCUUUGAAAAAGCAACUGUUUCGAAAUGAACUGGAAAGAACCGUGGCUCAGUUGACUUUAAAUUCACCUGUCUCGUCGGUACAAACCCUUUCCAAGACGGAAGAAAUUGUUGUGGAGAAGCCUGUCGUGCAAAGCGAGCCUCCAAAAUCAUUAGUCCCAUCAGCUGUUAAGUUAAAAAAGAGCUCGAGCGCAGACUCUCAGUCAACUGGAAAAAAAACAACAUCACCCCCACUGUCUACUCCCAUUGGGCCCAAUACAUCUGGUCCGUAUCACAGUACACCCGAAAGCUCGCAAACCGAAUCGGAUGACAUCAGUCCUCAGAUCCAGAGAAAGCGAUUUGUUCAUUCGCGAGACAAGCUUCCCAGGUUCAGUAUUUCCUUCGAUGAUGAUAGUAACAACACGCUCGAUCUGAUGGCUGCUCACAGAGACUCAACCGAAGAUAAGCUCGGCUCUAGUACGGACUCUUUUGAGUCUUUCACAGCUUUUCCGCUUUUACCUACCGGUAAGCAAAAAUCACGGUCUGUAAUUAAAUCAGCGUCCACCAGCGGUCUUUCGUUAGUAAUACCAACGGGUGAUUAUUCAUAUCCGGCUGCUGGUGCAAAUCAAGCUGUAGAGUCUCCCGGGGGUUCAUCAACGGCCUCGUCGCGUGAUACGUCGCCGUGUCGGGAACUGAGUCCCCUGGUAAUGAGCUUGAAGCCUCCGAUAAUCAUUCGCCGAGGUCCGAACGGUUUUGGAUUCACUGUACACACAAUUAGAGUCUACUACGGAGACAGUGACUUUUACACCAUGCACCAUUUGGUCAUGGCAGUAGAUUCGUCGAGCCCGGCGUUUGAGGCUGGAUUGCGUCCCGGUGACCUUAUCACCCACAUAAACGGCGAGCCAGUUCAGGGCCUGUAUCACACGCAAGUACUGCAGUUGAUGUUAAGCGGCGGUGAUCACGUAACUUUGCGCAGUACGCCACUCGAGAAUACCAGUAUUAAGACAGGAGGUCGCAAGCGGGAGCCUGCCCAGAGUAAAAUGGCCAGGCGAGCUCUGCAUCAGCGCCAGCGCAAACAGAAGCGAGAUCACAACGACAAAAAACGCAAGACCUCGUUAUUCAGAAAGAUAAGCUCCAAACGAGCUAGUGCUGAGAUGCAGCAGCCAUUAUGUAUCAGUUCUCCCUUGUCUGCACCCAUACUACCCAGUGACAGCAAACCACCCCUUAUGAUGGCAGCUGGAAUCUGUUCACCGUCAAUGGUGACGCCCACGCGAUCCUUUCAGGCAUUUGCCAGGCAACAACAGCAAGAUAUAUCGGCGCUUUUUCCGUCCCCAACAGGAGCACCAAACCGUCCCAGUGCAGAGUCUUACAACUCAACGGCUCAUUCGAGUCCAAGCUCAAGUCCAAAUUCAUCAUCACCUGGCUCGAAUACUUCGAUUGGUGGCAGCGGUGGUGUCGGCGGUGGCAGCGGUGGUGGUGUUGGUGGAAGCAACCAUGGGGUCAGCGUCAGUGGCAGUUGCUCUGGUAACUCUGUCAAUACCAGCAACUUGGGCAGCCAGGCCCAUUACCAGAGACCCAGCACGUUACACGGGCUCAAGCACAAACUGCACACCGCAGCCAAGAAUAUACACUCGCCGAAUCGGCGCAAAUCCGUCGGACACAUUCCCCUCUCGCCGCUGGCUCGCACGCCAAGUCCUUCGCCCAUCCCGGCCAGUCCGACGCGAAGUCCUAGUCCCCUUGCCUUUCCCACAGGCCAUCAGCCUGGCAGCUCCAAUACAACACAGUCUUACAGUCCUGGCGCUUCGCUAUCGACGCCAAAUAGCCAGAAAAAGGCGUACAGCCGUCCAAAGUCUGCUGAGCCCGGCUCGCCCCUCCUGCGACGUGCUUUGAGUCCAGAUCGGCUACAUCCACGUUCGGCUGAAACGAAAACGUCGAUAUCGCCGUUGGCCAACAGCGUAGUCAAAGUAACGCCUCGUGUGAGCAUAGCCCAGAGUACGUACCCUGAAAGUUCGGACGACAUCAACAGCAGCAGCAGCGAUGCUGGUUUAACUUCCAGUCAAAUGAAGGACGAUGUCACGGGUGUUAGUUGCUGCAAUACCAGUAAUAGCAGUAAUAAUAAACUGGACAAAAAAUCGGAGCAGCAGAAGUCAAUCGUCGACUAUUCGAAGCUCGGCCUUGGGAUUUCGAUUAACAUAGCGAACGUGCCGAUCUCAAUGUCGAACUCGAGUCAGUUGCCAAGAAUAGCUGAAGAGAAGGACUCACCGACUGGUAGCAAAAGCGACGAACCUUUGACGACGCGCGAAUUCAUAGAUGCUGGACAAGGCAGUAAAACCGAACAGCAGAUCGUCGUCAAUAAAAUAGUCCAGCAAAUACAAAACGAGUCGUUAUGCGAGAGCUUCGAGCAAAGAAAGUUUCGUCCAGAUUCUGCUGGCGAACCUGAUAAUAGAAAGCUACUCAGGAGGUACAAAUCAGAAAAUCUGGACUCGACGUCGCAAGAUUUUAAAAGUAAUAAAUAAAAGUAGCACACGUUGUUUACUGACUGACUAUUCUCUUCCUCAUUUUCUUACUUUUAUUUUAACAAAAGAAGAAUCUUGGCUGAUGCCGCACUCGUAAAAAAUUUCCGUCUGUUAAAAGCUGCAACAAAAGAGCAGAUUACCUAAUAAAAUUAAUUGUGGGCAGGGGCGAAAGGAUAUGUGUGUUUCAUUAAUGUGUUAUCAUCAAGUUUUCUAACGGUCAAAGGAAAUGCGAUGUUUAUCAAUUGUAAGAGUGAUUAAGAAAGUUCAUGGAAAAAAAAUUAUUCUAGUACGCGUAUUAUUAAUCUAACAAUAGUUUGCAUGUGUAUUGACUGUAUGUAUCACCAGUGAAAAUUAAAUUAUAAUCGUUUUUUAAAAUUUCGAUCUCGUGCACACUCAUAUUUUUAAAACAUUAAAUCUUAUAAUCUACUCGAUUCUGUGUAAUGUAAAAAUUAGUCUUACUCGCAAGUUCACUAUUUUAAAUAUAUAUAUUUAUUUAUUUACUAAUCGACCUUUUUAUUUCCAUUGAUAUAUUUUACUUGUAAUUUUUUUUUUAACUGUCAAAGAAACUCACUUUUUUCGAAGUAGAAAAGUUUUUAAAAAAUGAAGUAAGUUACAAUAUAUUUUAAUGUUGAAGUUAAAGAGCACACUCGUUCAUAUAUACAUACAAGUUGGAGCACUCACUGCCUCUUAAAAAUUGUAUUUCAAAAUGUUCGUUAAAACAAUGUUUAUUAUAGCUUUUGAGUAAAAACAAAAAAAUGGACUAAACACCCAUCACCACCAUGCACAUUUAGCCAAGUACAUUAGCUUAUGUGGAAAAAUUAGUAAAUUGAUAAAAAUAAACGUAGAACAGUUCAUAAUCUUCUUCAGUGACUAGUAACAAAGAAUUUCAGUAGUUGAUAAACAAUAGUAACGAUAAUGAUGCUAACUAUGACUGCUAAAUCAAGCUGCAGUAUUUGUGAUCUCAAACACUAUAUGUCUCUCGCAAAAGUAAAUCGCGACAGAUUUUUUUUCGUAAGUUCCAAUCAACAUUUGUCAUAAAAAAAGCCGUGCCAACUAAAUAAAUGUGGUCGAUGUGUUUGAUCGUGUAAGUCUUGAUUCUCAACAAAUGAAAAAUAUUUUUAAUUUUACAGAAAAUAAAUAAUAUUUUGACUACAAAAAGCAAAUAAUGAGAAAACAAAUAUAUAUACAUGUAUGGUGGCAGCAAAAAUACGCAUCGAUAGAAGAGAUAUUUAUGCAGGAAAAAAAAAAUUGUUGAAUCAAACUAGUGAAAGUCUCGUAUUAGUACUUUUAUGGGGAAAAAGAAUUUGAUGUAAUGAUUCGUGUUAUAACCUAGUGCUAAAAAUAAUGUUAUUUAGAAAUAAUAAAAAGGAAAAGAGUAAUAAAGAGUUAGAUGCAUUGCAGCUUAUUAUUUUGCAUCUAUGCAUUACAGUAGAGUUGAAAUUAGUUUUCAUGCUGUCAAUUUUUUUUGUCUAUCGAAGCGUUUAACCAUACACUUAUUUUUUUUUUAAUCAAUGUAAACACAAAUGUAUUUUUGGUGAAUGCGUUUCUUUGUAUAUUGUUUUUUCUGUGUGUGUUGGCACAAAACAAUGAAUGUGCACAACGUUGUAUAGAUACAUAAUUUAAUGCUUCUGCAUUUAAUUUGGAUGUUAGGAUGAAAGUUAUUUAAUGAGAAAAAAAAAUCAGGUUCAUCUGAUCAGUUUGGAAAUAUUUUAAAAAAAUUGUUCAGUGCAAGAAUUAUUUUUUUAAACGAUUGACAUGUCUGGUCUAUAACUGUGAUUCUUUUGUCUCUCUGAAAAUGAGAGCACGUAGACAAUGUAAUGGUGUCUACAAAGGUGUAUUAAAUUAUAAAUUAUUUGUUUUUAAAAAAGUA